GCGUACGGUCACACUUGUGUGGGAAACCACCCCCGCCACUCUUCUUCUUCACCAUCUCUGUAAACAAUUUGAAAAUUUGCAUUUAUUCGCCCAUUCGAUUUAGUUGCCAAUCAUCCGCUAAAUUGCACGACAAAAGAAGUGCUAAAUUGAGUAAUUGCAGUGGGUGCGAGCGGACGAACAAAUAGAGCAAAUACAGAGCGGACAAACAAACAACAUUUUUUUGCAAUUUGGAAGAGUGCCAAAAAAAAAAACGGCAAGAAAAACAAAAAGCGAACAUUUGAACCGCAUUACAAAGCAAAAAAGUGAAAAGAACAGCUGGCGGAUCAGGUGCGUGGAUGAAACUGAAUCAUUUGGCGUUAUUUCGGCCCUAGGUAAGCACAUAAGGUGAAAAUCCGGCCAAAAGAGAAGCCAACAACAACAGGCCGCAAUAAACCGGCAACAGCUGACAGUUAUUGCUUACGUAAGCCACUCGUAAUUACAGCCAGUUAAGCAAUUGGAUCAACUGCCAAAAUGUCGCAGGUAUCAACCCUUAUCGAUGUGGACAAGCCCCUCUUCGAUCUCAGCACCUUUGCUGGGCGCUUUCAGUACUUCGCCUGGAUGACGGAUCCCCGGACCGUAAUCCUCUCCAGCGAUCGACUGCUCGAAGCCAAAACCAUGAUUGAAAAGUACCGGAAAGGUGAUCAAUCGCCACAGGUGAAACCGGAGGAGGUCCAUUACAACAUGAAGCUGUAUAGCUCCGCAUUUCAUCCGGAUUCUGGGGAGCUGCAGAACUUUUGCGGCCGCAUGAGUUUUCAGGUGCCCGGCGGCAUGUUGAUCACCGGUGGCAUGUUGGCCUUCUAUCGCACCGUUCCGGCCGUAGUGCUAUGGCAGUUCAUCAACCAGUCCUUCAAUGCGGUGGUCAACUACACGAAUCGCAACGCCAAUUCGCCCACUAGCGUUACGCAGCUGGGCGUGGCAUAUGUAUCGGCCACAACAUCGGCCUUGAUAGCCGCCAUUGGAUGCAAAAACUAUUGGUCCAAGAAGGCGAGUCCGCUGUUCCAGAGAUUUGUGCCCUUUACGGCUGUGGCGGCGGCCAAUUUUGUGAACAUUCCGUUUAUGCGACAGAAUGAGAUACUCAAUGGCAUUGAGGUGAAAAAUGAGGAUGGAGAGAUAGUGGGCCAGAGUAGAUUGGCUGCCAUCAAGGGAAUUGGUGAGGUGGUCAUAUCCAGGAUUGCGAUGGCGGCACCUGGCAUGCUGGUUUUGCCAUUGAUUAUGGAAAGGCUAGAGAAACUGCCCGCUUACAGACGCAUCAAGUGGAUAAACGCUCCCUUCCAGACCCUCAUGGUUGGCUGUUUCCUUUGCUUCAUGGUGCCCACUGCCUGUGCUCUGUUCCCACAACAGUGUUCAUUGGACACUUCAACUAUGCGCACCUUUGAACCGGAACUUUAUCAAGAAAUCGAGAAGAAAACUCGGGGCAACGUUCCCAAACGUGUCUAUUUCAACAAGGGCCUGUAAGAUCAGCUCGAUAUUAACUCUGGAUUUUGAGGAAGACAAUAAUGUGUUAGUGGUUUCAGUUCUCGUCGUGUUUUUUGUAGCAUUUAUCGUAUCUGAUUGCGCAAUAUUUUGCGAAUGUUCCUUGUCUCUUGUCAAUUGUCGUAGUCGCUAAGCUGAAAGAAUCUCAACUCUCUGAAAAAUUAAUAUUCAGGCCUGUUUCGGUUUUCGUAAUUUUAAUUUAAAUAUUUAUAAACAUUCGUUUGUGGUUCAAUGCCAUUUCGUUUAUUAAUGCCAUCUAAAUUAAUAAUUUCAAAAGUGAAAACCCUAGCAUGGCUGUACUUAACAUUCAAGCAUGUCAUAAAUUUGGUAUUUCCAAAUAUUUCCGGUGAAGGUAUUAAAACUGUGGAUGUGCUUAUAUUGGUUUUAAAUAAACGAAAUACAUUAAAAUCAUUUAAACUGAAAUACUUGUAAAUGCCCAAAGAUAUAAUGAGAUCCUUAACUUAAACGAUAAGAACAAUGUUAAACACUCAUUUCCUGUAAACAUGCAACAAAACACAUUGAAGUAUGCUACUUAGAGCCACUUUUAGAUAACUAACUCGUUAUGUGUUUCGUUUUAGGACUAAUUUACUCAAUUUUUUUAAAUAAAUGUUUACAAACUAAAAACG
Messenger RNA from Drosophila gunungcola (fruit fly), 2138 nucleotides. It is a transcript of the gene Sfxn2, whose product is annotated as sideroflexin-2. The transcript is spliced from 4 exons. Gene Ontology annotation, cellular component: mitochondrial inner membrane. Gene Ontology annotation, biological process: monoatomic ion transport; serine import into mitochondrion. The coding region runs from base 511 to 1494 and encodes 327 amino acids. The record is from RefSeq and is a predicted model, not a curated record. Gene Ontology annotation, molecular function: monoatomic ion transmembrane transporter activity. NCBI's taxonomy places the organism in Eukaryota, Metazoa, Arthropoda, Insecta, Diptera, Drosophilidae.